Molecule: messenger RNA, 1482 nt
Organism: Emys orbicularis (European pond turtle)
Lineage: Eukaryota; Metazoa; Chordata; Testudines; Emydidae
Gene: SERPIND1
Product: serpin family D member 1
Biological process (GO): blood coagulation; negative regulation of endopeptidase activity
Molecular function (GO): serine-type endopeptidase inhibitor activity
Source: RefSeq, a predicted model, not a curated record
AUGAAGCUCCUAUUUCAUUUGUUCGUUCUCUCUUUCAUCAUAACAUCUGCAUUUUGUGGGAUCAAAGACUUUAAUAAGCACUUUGAAAGUGUUGAUCAAGCUAUAAAUCCCCGUUCGCCCCAUGAAAAUGAAACCCACAAUAUGCCUAAUUUUCCACCAGGGUUCCAUAAGGCAAAUACUAUAACCAAUGACUUGAUUGCUGAGGAAGACGAAGAGGAAGACUAUCUAGAUUUGGAAAAGAUAUUUGAUGAGGAUUAUUAUGGUGACAUAAUUGAUGCUUCUCCAUAUCCCUAUAUAGUUGCUGAAAUUCAGCAAGGAAAUAUUCUUGAGUUAUUCCAUGGUAAAACCAGAAUCCAGCGUCUCAACAUCCUCAAUGCAAACUUUGGCUUCAACCUUUAUCGGAGUCUGAAGGACAGAGCCAAUUCUUCAGAAAACAUUCUGAUGGCUCCUGUUGGUAUUUCCACUGCAAUGGCUAUGAUUUCAUUAGGGCUGAAGGGACAAACACACCAGGAGGUACUCUCUGUUCUAGGCUUCAGAGAUUUCAUUAACGCCAGCUCCAAGUAUGAGAUUAUGACAAUUCACAACCUCUUCCGUAAACUAACUCACCGGCUCUUCAGACGCAAUUUCGGUUACACACUGCGAUCGGUCAAUGAUCUUUAUAUUCGGAAGCAAUUUUCUAUUAUGGAUGAUUUCAGAAACAACAUGAAAAAUUAUUACUUUGCUGAGGCUCAAUCAUCUGACUUCUCAGACCCUGCCUUCAUCACUAAAACCAACGAGCGCAUCCUGAAACUGACCAAAGGAUUAAUAAAAGAAGCUCUGGUGAACAUCAACCCCACAACAUUGAUGAUGAUUCUCAACUGUAUUUACUUUAAAGGAACUUGGGAAAACAAGUUUCCAGUGGAAAUGACAAACAAACGGACCUUCCGACUGAAUGAGAAAGAAACAAUAAAGGUUCCUAUGAUGCAGACCAAAGGAAACUUCCUGGCUGCUGCAGACCAUGAGCUAGACUGUGGUGUACUCCAGCUGCCAUAUGUGGGGAACAUCAGCAUGCUAAUUGUGCUUCCAAACAAACUAUCUGGCAUGAAAGCACUGGAGAAGCAACUGACCCCUCAGGUGGUGGAGAAAUGGCAAAAGAGCAUGACAAACAGAACAAGAGAGGUAGUUCUGCCUAUUAAGCUGGAGAAGAGCUACGACCUGACUGAUUAUCUGAAAUCCAUGGGAAUAGAAACACUGUUUGACAACAAUGGCGACUAUUCUGGAAUAUCAGCUGAGAAAGUCAUAAUUGAUGUGUUCAAUCACCAAGGCACGAUUACUGUGAACGAGGAAGGCACAGAGGCUGCAGCUGUGACCACAGUAGGGUUCAUGCCCCUUUCCACUCAGAUUCGCUUCGUCGUUGACCGCCCCUUUCUGUUUCUCAUCUACGAGCAUCGCACCAGCUGCCUGCUGUUCAUGGGCAGAGUCGCCAACCCCAGCAAGUUUUAA